Messenger RNA from Xyrauchen texanus (razorback sucker), 2697 nucleotides. RefSeq names its product ceramide kinase-like protein. Lineage: Eukaryota; Metazoa; Chordata; Actinopteri; Cypriniformes; Catostomidae. Gene Ontology annotation, molecular function: kinase activity. The coding region runs from base 104 to 1840 and encodes 578 amino acids. The transcript is spliced from 13 exons. The record is from RefSeq and is a predicted model, not a curated record.
GGAAGUUUCUCAAGAGCCUAGCGACCGGGAGCGCGCCGAGCCGUAAGUUAAUACACAAAGGCGAGUUGCCGUGAGAACAGUUUGCCCUGUAAACAUUCACAUAAUGUUUGAGUCCCCGCGUACAUCGAUAAAUGUUCUCAACGCAUGGUCUGAAAGCCAGGAAGAGUUGCACGAGACGCAACCGGUGUCUCCUCGCGGGACGAGAAAGCGCGUCAAGACGAAAAAGAAAAGAAGAAAGCAACAGCGAGGCGAGAAACGCUCCGUCUCGGCCCCUCAGUUAUGCACCGACGACGCUUUCCCCGCCAACGGAGAUCCGAAAGAUACGAAAUAUCGACCCGAUGAGCCGAUUGUGCGAGGAAUCUUCCAAAUCGGAAAGAAAAGCCACGACGUGGUUCUCACGGCAACACGGGUAACUUGGACCCCCAUCCAACCCGAAAGCCCUACAGCUGAUCAUGAUGUGAUGAAGCAAGAAGAAUACGUGGAGCUCAAGGACGUGUUUGCUGUGAAGGUAAAACGGCGACGCUCUGCGGGGCAGCAGAAGGGCGGCACUCUGCUGGGCAUCACACUUUUCCAGUGCAAGAGGAAAGGACUCAAACUCAAGGACCAUGCCAUCCACCUCAACAACCUGAGCGUGGACCACUGUGAGAUCUGGUUCAAAACCCUCAAAGAGAUCCUCAACGAUUUCAAGAACCGUCCCAAGUCUCUCAAAGUCUUUGUGAACCCCACCAGCCACAAAAAAGAGGCGUACCAAAUCUAUCUGAACGAGGUGGCCCCACUCUUCAAACUCGCCGAUAUACAAGUUGAUGUCACCAUCACCGAGAGAAAGGGCCACGCUCUCUCCAUCCUGAAAGACUGCAGCUUGGAGGACUAUGACAGUGUGGUAUGUGUUGGGGGAGAUGGCUCUGUGGCUGAAGUGGCCCACGGGUUGCUUCUCCGGGCCCAGAUGGACGCUGGAAGGGACACAGACUCCAUCUUCACGCCUGUCCAAGCAGCACUUCCUCUCGGCAUAAUACCAGCAGGUUCUACUGAUGUGGUGGCAUGCUCAGUGCAUGGAAAGAGACACGCAGUGACUGCAGCCAUGCACAUUAUCAUGGGGCAUCAUCAGCCUGUGGAUAUGUGCAGUUUUAGCUCUAUGGGUCGACUGGUGAAGUUCGGUUUCUCUGCCAUGUUUGGUUUUGGUGGGCGGAUGCUUGCACUGGCAGAGAGACACCGCUGGAUGCCACCCAGCCAGCGCCGCGAGUUCGCUCUCAUUAAAACACUGGCAAACCUCAAACCUGAAGACUGUGAACUGUCCUUCAUAACCAGCAGAGGAACCGAGGAACAGACAAAAGCUGAACCAAAUGGAGAUGGAGACAUUUGUGUGGAUGACUCCUGGCAGACCAGACAAGGUCUCUACCUGAAUGUCAGCAUCAUGGCUAUUCCUUGCCUGUGCUCCAUGGCCCCGAGAGGCCUGGCUCCAAACACCAGGCUAAGUAAUGGCAGUAUGGCCCUGAUAGUGGUUGGCAACACAUCCAGAUCAGAGUUCAUCAAGCACUUGAAGAGAUACAGCAGCACAAACAAUCAGUUUAGUUUCUCGUUUAUUGAGACACACACUGUAAAGGCAGUGAGACUGCGCUCACGCUCUCAGGGAAGUUGGGCUGACGACGAGGAAAACGAAGAGUGUGAUUCCAAAACCACGCCUAUCAUCUCUUCAGAAGGAACACACCCCUGGAACAUUGAUGGAGAUCUCGUAGAGGUCCCAUCUGAACUAUUGAUCAGAGUUCAUCCCCAGCUCCUCACGCUCUUUGGAGCAGACAUGGAGGAGGCAGAUGAGUCGCCAGUUAAAUGCAGCUGUAUCUGAACACACACACACACACACACACACACACACAUAGAAAAGCUUACAGUAUACUAGUAGUUACAUAUGGUGAGAAAUUAAACAAAGCUUUAAGGUGUACAUAGAAAAUUUUAUGUCAAAGUAAAAACAUGACACAGUACAUUCCAGUGCAUAUGAAUUUAAAUUAAACCAAAUUACAUUUUUCAGCGUAAUUUGUAUAUUUUUGUUUUUUAAAGACAGCAAAUAACAAAAACCUUUUAUUAUCAUGAACUUAAUAAAAAUAUAGAUUAAAAGAAGCAGUGUGCUUUUUGUAUACAAUUCCCUGAACAGUAAAGAGGAGAGUGAACAAGGAAGCUUGUUAUUUGGAGCUUGCUUCUUUAAUGUCUUGGAAAGCACAUAUGACUAGCAACCCAUCCCGAUACAACCUGAUGUUGUAUCCAAUCUAUGAACUGAAGAUUAUAUACAUUAUAAAUACAUUUUCAUGCACUUCUUUUUAAGAGACCAGCCAAAGCUUUAAUUGUCAUAAGGGUUGUCAGUGCCAACAACCCUUUCGUGUCUCACUCACACAAAAAUACAUCCUGCAUCCCAUUAUGAGCAGGCCCAGAUGAAAUCACCCCAUGGCAAAUCCAUGUAAUUUUAAACAUUGUAAAAUGCAUUUAACAGAUUUAACAGUACUGCAGUCUUAAUGAUAGCUGAAUGCAUAAUUACAGUUGUUCUAGUUUUAAAAAUGUAAUUUGCUUAAUUUUGGUUUAUUUAGCAUUGCACCACAAAUUGUUCCAUCUCCCUAUAUAAUAACACACAUCAUUUACCAGAAUUUUUUUUUUUUUUUUUAAUAAUCAAUCAGGCACCUGCUUCUCAUCUAAUUAGAAGGCCCUUUUUGA